AUGGAGAACCCCGACGGCCACGCAGAAGCUGACGUGGGGGCAGGUCUGGGCAGCGACCUCCUCCUCGAUGCCUACGACACCAGCGCCGGCGCAACCACCUCGCGCGCCCGCGCGGCCGUGGAAGAGGCUAGGUUAUGGGAUGUUGUCACCUUGGAUUGCUUAGACGUCGAUGCUUGGACCGCACUUAUUGAAGAGACGGAGAGGAUUGUUGAGAGCGAGAUAUUAAAAAUACGGAAAGUGUAUGAUGCAUUCCGUGCGGAGUUCCCUCUGUGCUUUGGCUAUUGGAAGAAAUAUGCAGAUCAUGAAGGCCGUCUAGAUGGUGUCAAUAAAGUUUUUGAGGUGUAUGAACGGGCAGUUCUUGCAGUUACUUAUUCAGUGGACAUAUGGUGUAAUUAUUGUCAGUUUGCGAUCUCAACAUACAAUGACCCAGAUGUCAUCAGAAGACUGUUUAAUCGGGGUUUAGCAUAUGUUGGAACAGAUUAUGGUUCCAAUACUUUGUGGGAUGAGUACAUCAAGAAUGAAGAAUCACUUCAAGCAUGGAGUCAUCUAGCUGUGGUAUACACAAGAAUACUAGAGCACCCUAUAAAACAGCUUGAUCGGUACUUUAAUUGGGAUGGCAGCAACGGCGGAGCACGAGCAGGUGAGGUGCGGCGCCUUCGUCGGACCGCUACAGCCACGGCGGAGGAGAAGGUGGACGCCAUGGGCGCGGCUACAGAGGAGGCGGAGGAGAAGGCGGACAUCGUGCACUUGCUACACGGCUACAGCCGAGGCGGAGGAGAAGGCGGAUGCCAUGGCCUUGCUGCGCUCGUGGGCGUUCUUGAGGAUGGUACACCGGCCGUGCCGCCGCCAGUCCUCUCUGGCCUCCCGCGUGUUAUCCUUCUCAACCUCCGCUCCUUCUGUCGUGAUUUGGAUGGGAAAUUGGAGGCCGGCCGUGUCCUUGUCCAACACAAAUUGAUGUAGUGCCCGACCUGGAUUUGAUUGGCUGUUAUAAGAAGCAAAGGUCCUCGGUCGGAAUCUCCAUCAGGUUUUGCCCUUCGACCAUAAUCUCCAUCAUCCCGUCGAAAUUGCAAUUUUUGACCAAACAUCCAAUGUCGCCGCCAAGUUCGCCGGACGAAGAAGCGCCGAGUUCGCCGGAGGAACAAGAACGCCCGUCGAGCCGUGCAAUGUCUCUUGUGGCGGCUACACGAGAGGUAUGUAUCCCCUCGAAGCUACGUAUCCCGUACAGCCUGAAGUUUGUGAGGCCUUGACCUGACCGUCACUAACGCCACCUUGCUGCCGCUGUUGUUGGAGAUGAGCUGAAUAGCAAGCUUUGGUUGCCUCGUUGCUUCCACUUCACUGCUCUUUGACUCUCCGUAAUUGUAAAACACCUAAUACGAUUCUUCAGCACUUGAUACUGGUGGUCAUGGUCUUCUUCCCUUACUGUUGCAAGACUUGGUUUUAGUUAGUAAUCUUGAGAUCAACGCGUACUCAUGGAUUGCUUAGAUGGAGGGCCACUGUUGGUUUUGUACUUGGAUGCGAUUGUGAAUCAUGCACGGUUCAAUUCAGAUUCAUGUGGUAUUUUUCCUAAAUUUGUGCCUGCCUGAACAUUAUUACUCUUAAACUAUGAAUAAUGAUUUUUGCAACUGUACAAGAAUUUCUUUGCUGCAUCACAAGAAAAACAGUUUGAAACAGAGAACUAUAUUGAACCUUCUAAUUAUUGUAUGAGCUUGCUUCACUUAAUUUGAACUGCAUACAUAGGCUACUUUGCUCAUGCAUGCAUCGAUACUAUUGUGUAUAAAUCUGCUUAUGUAUCUCACUAUUUGUGUAUCUAAGAUGGCGAUCUCAAAGACAAUAUUUUUAAUGCUUUUAUGAUAUUAAAAUGUUUUCGACUCCCCUGUUGCAGUUAUUAUUUCUGUCCCCUUGCUCGAUUAUGCUUUUUCUUCAGUUAACAAUUAGCUUUGCAGAAUAUAGAUAUGCUAGCUGCACCUAGGUUAUGAUUUUCCUUCAGUGAAGAAUUAGCUUUGCAGAAUAGUUAUGCUAGCUGCACCUAGCAAAACAGGAUUACGAUGUGUAAACAGGAUUAUAAAUAUCUAGAAUUGAAGGACUUCAGUUGGUGUUUGUUAGCUAGAUGAAAUUAGAUUUGUGGACAUAUCAGUUUAUGGGUGGCUAUUUGAUUGGUGAAUUCACCUGCUAUAUGAGCACUAUUUUUAAUAAAUAGUGUGCAACUAGAGAAGUAUAGGCACAGGAUUUACAAUAAAUGAUUCAUAGAAAGAAUUGUAAAAAAAUGCUAUUCUUAAUUUUCUGGAACUAGCGUAUAUUUUUUCCACUACAUUAGCCUUCAGAUUCUUCUUGGAUUUGCUUUCUGCACCAAUGUUUUCAGUGCCAUCCUUCUUCCGUGAUGCUGCUGCAUGCCAGGAUUCGCAGUGGCACCGCCGCAACCAGCAAGGACACAAGAUCACGAGGAUUGUUGUCGCUUCCGAGGACAUGGGAGCUGCCAUAGCCAGCGAGUACGUGAGCACACACAGUCACCAUCACUUAAGAGGAUGCGAGAGCCAUCUCAGCUUGAGAGGAUGCGCAUACCAUCUCCGGGUGAAGGAGUUUUGUGAAUACACUCCGAGGGCGGGGAUCACAUUUCAGUGAAAUCAUGCUACGUACUAUAACUUAAACACGCCAAGAAGACGAGGGAUAGUCCUUCGUUGGAGCGAUAUUUCUUCCAAGGAUGGUUGUUGGCAUGGAUCAGCACCAGUAAUACCCUGAAUUUUCUGAACUUGGCUCCUCUAGCCUAACUUGAUGAUGAAAGUUUCAGUCAAAUGAAUUUAUUAUGUAUAUUUGGCUUGGAGUUAAUCCCAAAAAAAUAAAUUUCUUAUGUCUAUUUUACAAAGAAAGCAUUCAAUUAUAAUUAGCUA
Triticum dicoccoides is the source of this 2885-nucleotide messenger RNA. Its product is annotated as pre-mRNA-processing factor 39-like. Lineage: Eukaryota; Viridiplantae; Streptophyta; Magnoliopsida; Poales; Poaceae. Bases 1 to 960 code for a protein of 319 amino acids. Gene Ontology annotation, cellular component: U2-type prespliceosome; U1 snRNP; commitment complex. Gene Ontology annotation, biological process: RNA processing; mRNA 5'-splice site recognition. The transcript has 6 exons. The record is from RefSeq and is a predicted model, not a curated record. Gene Ontology annotation, molecular function: pre-mRNA 5'-splice site binding; protein binding.